GAAGUUUAGUCUUUAAAAGAUUCGCUUAGCAAAAAGUACUGUGAGUUAAUUGUGGCUGGUGGAUAAAAAAAAAAAAAUAAAAUAAAAUAAAAAAAUCAAACAUGCGUUUAUGGAAUGCACAAAUAAACUUGAGGCUAUUUUUAGGCCUUUUAAUAACAUUACUCAGUGUCGAUCAUUUAGACGCCUAUAAAUUCUUGGGUGUAUUACACUUUAGUUCUAAAUCCCAUUUUAUAGUCGGUUCUGCCCUAAUGCGUGGCCUAGUGGAAAAGGGUCAUGAAGUGACAGUAAUUAGUCCAUUUCCUUUGAAAAAACCUAUGAAAAAUUAUCAUGAUGUACCGGUGCCAUCGGUAUUAACAAUAAUGGAAAAGGAAACUGAUGGACUAUUAGAAACAACGAAACGUAGUUUGUUGGAAAAUAUUGUAUCAUUUCAUAAUAUUGGCUUGAGAGUGACAGAGGCAGUUCUCAAUGAACCGAGUGUCAAAGCUUUAUUGGCCAGCAAUCAAACGUUUGAUGCUGUCAUUUCUGAAGUAUUUUUAGCGGAAGCUUUAUAUGGAAUAAGUGAACAUUUUAAGGCGCCUUUAAUAGGUUUGGGUACUUUUGGUGCCAUUGCAUGGAAUACCGAUAUGGUAGGAUCCCCUUCACCACCUUCGUAUGUACCCAAUGCAUUUUUACCCUUUACUGAUCAUAUGUCCCUGAAAGAACGUCUUAUAAAUUUGGGCUUUUCCACAUUUGAGCGUUUGUUUUUGGAACUCUACUAUUUGCCUAAACAAGAGCAAAUUUAUAAUAAAUAUUUUCCCGAUAAUGAAAGAAACAUGUAUGAUGUACGAAAAAAUGCAGCUUUAGUACUGCUAAAUUCUCAUGUUUCUUUAAGUUUUCCUCGCCCCUAUGUACCGAAUCAGGUGGAAGUUGGUGGUAUGCAUAUUAAUCGCAAUAGAAACCCAUUACCGCAAGAUAUAGAAAAAUUCAUAAAUGAGUCAGAACAUGGUGUGAUAUAUUUCUCCAUGGGUUCUAAUAUAAAGGCGAAAAAUUUGCCGAUUGAAAAAAGAAAGGAGUUGCUUAAAGCUUUAAAAUCUCUUAAACAACGAGUGCUAUGGAAAUUUGAAGAUCCUCAGCUAGAAGGCAAACCGGAUAAUGUUUUCAUUAGCGAUUGGUUUCCCCAGGAUGAUAUAUUGGCUCAUGACAAUGUUAAGGUUUUCAUUACACAUGGUGGUCUAUUGAGCACCACCGAGAGUAUAUACCAUGGCAAACCUUUUAUAGGUAUACCCAUAUUUGGUGAUCAAUUUCUUAAUAUGGCCAAAGCAGUGGCCAAUGGUUAUGGUAUUAUGUUGGAUUAUAAAAAUUUAACUGCUACAGCUCUGCAGCAAGCAGUGGAGACGAUGUUGGCUAAUCCCAACUAUACUAAGUUGGUAAGGAAUAUGUCAAAACGUUAUAAAGAUCAACCUAUAGAACCUUUAGCACUGGCUACCUAUUGGGUAGAACAUGUGGCAAGACAUAAGGGUGCUAAAUAUCUACACUGCGCUGGUUUGGAUAUGAAUUUUAUACAAUAUCAUAAUAUUGAUGCUAUAUUGAUUUUAUAUGGUGGCCUAUUGUUUGUAUUAGUCGUAAUCGUAUGGCUACUGAAGUAUUUGGUGAAAUUGGCAUGUUGCAAGAAAUCAAAAUUGGAUAAUACUAAGAAAUUAAAGAAGAAUUAAUUUAAGAUUAUAUGUUAAUAUUAUGUUUAAGUAUUUUUGUUUUAUUUGCAUAUUGGGACCUAUAAUUAAUAUGUAUACAAAUAAAUAUAACGAAUUUUCAUUA
Lucilia cuprina (Australian sheep blowfly) is the source of this 1794-nucleotide messenger RNA. Its product is annotated as UDP-glycosyltransferase UGT5-like. NCBI's taxonomy places the organism in Eukaryota, Metazoa, Arthropoda, Insecta, Diptera, Calliphoridae. Bases 102 to 1691 code for a protein of 529 amino acids. Gene Ontology annotation, molecular function: UDP-glycosyltransferase activity. The record is from RefSeq and is a predicted model, not a curated record. The transcript is spliced from 3 exons.